AGCGAACAGGCAAGAUGUACACGCAGUCAAAAUUUUGAUGUGAUGGCGAUGCAGCAUUAUGACCUGUCGCUGCGCGGUGUACUUUCUCACUCCUUGUGUGUUAUCUUUGCGAUCUGUGUGAUGGAUCCAAGCGUAAUUCUGACAUCCACCCUUCCAUGUUCCAGUCGUAUCCUUCUCACAAGUCUUUGCUGGAUCCUUGUAGGAUAUUUAAAGGAUGAAUGCUCGCUCUUGUACGGAUGAUUGAGAAUUUUCAAAAACCUUGAUGUCAUAUCCGUUGACUUUCGCUAUGUUAUUGGCUUGUACACAAGGAAUCUGACAUUCUGUUUGCAGUAGUCAUGCGCACCAUCCUCUACGGAAAGAAGGCCGCCAACCUUUACACCCAGGCUUUCGUUCAGAACACCCAGGCUCGCGCCCUCUACCAGGAGUCUGAGGACACCUACUACCGCGCCAACGAUGCCGCGUCCUACGAUGACUGGCGCCGCGCCCGCCACCAGUGGGACUAUUUCUACAACCGCCACUAAAUUCGGAAGUGAAUUUGUUUGUAACUGGAUAAUGGCAGUUUGAGGAUGGUCUCCAUGUUUUAUUGAUUUCUGAGCUCAAUAAAAAUUCAAUGCUCACCU
Messenger RNA from Guillardia theta CCMP2712, 620 nucleotides. RefSeq lists its product as hypothetical. Bases 336 to 521 code for a protein of 61 amino acids. The record is from RefSeq and is a predicted model, not a curated record. The transcript has a single exon. Lineage: Eukaryota; Cryptophyceae; Pyrenomonadales; Geminigeraceae.